Micropterus salmoides (largemouth bass) is the source of this 4052-nucleotide messenger RNA. Its product is annotated as vang-like protein 2. NCBI's taxonomy places the organism in Eukaryota, Metazoa, Chordata, Actinopteri, Centrarchiformes, Centrarchidae. Gene Ontology annotation, biological process: Wnt signaling pathway, planar cell polarity pathway; establishment of planar polarity; multicellular organism development. Gene Ontology annotation, cellular component: plasma membrane. The record is from RefSeq and is a predicted model, not a curated record. Bases 308 to 1888 code for a protein of 526 amino acids. The transcript is spliced from 8 exons.
UGGCAAACCGCGGACAGAUGCGAGUCGGGAGAAAGUGAAUUUGGAGGCACUUUUUUUGUUGGACUCGCUCGGCGCUGAUUCGCUGCUGCUGGUCGGCUCUUUGUGCUGCAGCUUUUUCCUUUUGGGUAGAAAGACCUCCAAGAUAGAUUCCCUCAGGAGUAAAGUGGACUUGCUGCGCCUCCCUCUGGCCCUUUCCUCCAAGUCCAUCAGCCAUCACAAGAGCCAGCUGGGCGUGGUCUGGGAGAAAGGCGGCGGCGGCUCGGGGGCAGGAGUGGCCCGGAAACCCCGCCCACCGCUGACCUCCGACAUGGACAACGAGUCGACGUACUCUGGCUACUCCUACAAGUCGUCCCACUCACGAAGCUCCCGCAAACACAGGGAGAGGAGGGACAGGCAUCGCUCGAAGACUCGCGACAUCAACAUCCGUGGAGACAAAUCGGUGACCAUCCAGGCUCCUGGAGAGCUGCUGCUGGACGCAGAGUCCACCAGAGGAGACGACCGGGAUGACAACUGGGGCGAGACCACCACGGUGGUCACCGGCACCUCCGUGGACAGCAUCUCCAACGAGGACCUGACACGGGUCUCUAAGGACCUUGAGGACUCUUCGCCGCUCGAGUGCCGCCGUUACUUUGGCCCAGCGUUGGGCGCUGUCCUGGGGUUCUUUGCUCUGGUCACCCCUCUGGCCUUCUUGGCCCUCCCACAGCUCCUGUGGCGGGAUACGCUGGAACCUUGCGGCACGCCAUGUGAGGGCCUUUACAUUUCUCUGGCCUUCAAGCUCCUGAUCCUCCUCAUCUCCACCUGGGCGCUGUUUCUCCGCCCGCCCAGAGCCACCCUGCCGCGCUUCUUCAUAUUCCGCUGUCUGCUGCUGGCGUUGGUCUUUCUCUUUGUGGCUUCUUAUUGGCUCUUCUACGGGGUGCGGGUGCUGGAGCCCAGGGAGACGGACUACAGGGGGAUCGUUGGAUACGCAGCAUCUCUGGUGGACGCUCUGCUGUUCAUUCAGUACCUGGCCCUGGUGCUGCUGGAGGUCAGACAUCUGCAGCCUGCUUUCAGUCUGAAGGUUGUGAGGACCACAGACGGAACUAGUCGCUUCUACAACGUGGGUUAUCUCAGUAUUCAGCGGGCAGCGGUGUGGGUUCUGGACCAGUACUACAGUGACUUCCCGGUCUAUAACCCUGCCCUUCUCAACCUGCCCAAGUCCAUCCUCUCCAAGAAGAUGUCUGCCUUCAAGAUCUACAACCUGGGGGAAGAGAACAGCACCAAUAACUCUACGGGGCAGUCCACAACAAUGGUCGCAGCCGCUGCUUGCAGACGAGACAACUCCCACAACGAGUACUACUACGAGGAGGCAGAGGUGGAGCGCAGGGUCCGCAAACGCAAGGCCAGACUGGUGGUGGCAGUAGAAGAAGCCUUCACCCACAUCAAGCGGCACCAGGAUGACGAGGCUGCCGCAUCCUCCCCCAAACACCCGCGGGAGGUGAUGGACCCCAGGGAGGCAGCCCAGGCCAUCUUUGCCCCCAUGGCGCGGGCCAUGCAGAAGUACCUCCGCGCCACCAGGCAGCAGUCCUACCACAGCAUGGAGAGCAUCAUCAACCACCUGCAGUUCUGCAUCACGCACAACAUGACCCCCAAGGCCUUCCUUGAGCGUUACCUCAGCCCUGGCCCCACCCUCCAGUACCUGGACAACAGCAGGGGGCGCCAGUGGACACUAGUGAGUGAGGAGCCAGUGACCGCUGCUCUGCGUCAAGGCCAGGUCUUCUCCUUGAGACGCCUCGACUUCUCCCUGGUCAUCACGGUGACGCCGCUCCCCUUCCUGCGCGUGGGCGAGGAGUUCAUUGACCCCAAAAGCCACAAGUUUGUCAUGAAGCUCCAGUCAGAGACGUCCGUGUAGGAGGAGGGGGCAGGGGAUUACUAAUGGCCGGCAGGAAGGCGGUAGAUGGUGAAUCAAAGAUACUAAUCUUAGUGCUUUCAGGGUAUCUUUUUAUACCUUUUGGUAUUACAUAGUUGUUUUCAUGUUUGUUUGUAUGUUGUUGAUGAAAACCCAAAUGAUAUGGCAAAAAUGACCUACGGGAAAUAAUGCAGAGCAAUAGAAAUACCCUGUCUCAAAUAGUUCCUCUUUUCGUUCUCAUGUUUGACACUUUCCUCUAAGUGCUGACUGUUAACUUCUGAUAAUUGGCUGCAGACUGCUUCCAGUUCUCAGAAUACUGAAGAAUCAGCACAGUUUUUUAAAGAAGUAUUACACUACGCAUGUACUGGAAUACGUCUGGACUGUCUGUGGUAAAUAUUCAUGUCCACUAGUCUGCAAGAACGCCGCACAGUUGAUCAUUUGUAUACAUCACACAUGAGAGGUUUCGUUGCUCGCUCUUUGUCAGAGCUUAUCUUACUUGUCUUUCCCCUUUUAUUUGAACUUCUUCUUUGCUGCUGAAUGUGGCCUUUACAGGCUAUAAAUGGACAAAAGCAGAUAUUGAAACAAUGAACUACAUGGCCUUGUUCAGACAGCCCAAAGUUUUGGCCUAUCCAGAUUGGUUUUAUGUCUCAACAGCAAAAAAACACAUGAAAUUAUCUUUUUGCAAAUCGUAUACAAGCUACAUUUGGAGGUGGUUUGAAAUGGGAUUCCAAUCAGAUUUCUAUCAGUUCAGGUCUUUUGCGACACAACACAGCACACAAUGGCGACAUAAAAUCCAAAGCGUCAGAAGCGCAUCAGUGUGGCUGCGCAGAAUCCAAGCUGCAUCACUGAGUUUGUCUGGCAUGACGGGGGAGUUGCCAUGACAGCACCACUGUUUGGAGGGGGAGAUGAUGGAACUCCAUUUUUCAUGGUGCAACUCAUGCAGAUAGCUCGGUGAUGUCUGGACACACAAAUCCGAUCAGACUGUCCGCACAGUCUGUCUUAAAGACCUGAUUUGAGUCUGAACGAAGCCUAAAAGAUCCCCUGGCCUUCUCUCACCUUUUGAACGUUGGCUGGAUUCUCGCUGUCUGAAUCAAAGGGGAUGAAACUGUUUUUUUUAAACUUGCUCUAUUUUUGUUUCCACUGAAUAGUUUACUGAGACUUUCUACUGAAAGUAAGAAGUAAGAAACACUGUAUGGACUAGAUGCACUGGGAAUUUCAUAACUCUGUUAAGGUUUUGUUGAAUCACUUCUCUUUUCUGGAGAACCUACAGAGAUGUAUUUUUAUGGUUACUACUCACUGCACUGACAACAAAAUAGAACUUUCUAAGCACAAUGUAAGACCAGUUUUGUGCAGUAACACUGAUAGCAGAUGUUUUCAGCCCUACAAAUGAGGUUUGAAUUGGACUUAAUGAGCUCCAGUAACUUCAGCCAAGUACCACCAAUGUGCUUCUUUUUGGCAGCUUGAUGUUAAUUACUGUCUUUGAUAUUUUGCAACAUGUGUGAAUUUGUGUGUGUGUUUGGUGAAGCAUGGCUGGAUCAUUAACUGGAAAAAGAGGCUUUAUAAAAUCAGAAUACUUGCCCUUUAAUUUGUUUAGUUUAUAUUGAGCUUGGAUAUAUUCCUUUGUUUUAUCGAAUAGCUUCAAGGUAACUGACACACAGAAACAGUCCAAAAUCCAUAGACAUUCAGUUUAUUAUCAUGAAUAGAUACUUUUUUGUUUUGUGCUUAAAAAAAGACUUAAUUCACCAAUCACAAUAGCUAAAUAACUGAUUUAUAGACUAAUCGCUCCACUUCUAGAGUACUAGUUGGUGUCUAAAGAAAUAAUGAAGCUGCCGUAUACUGAGGAUGUUCAUCCUGGUUAGUCCAGCCAUGGGUUGAUAGAUGUGCUCAUGUUGUCUUUUUUUUCAUUCAAAGAUGUCCUUUUUACACUACAGAUAGAGAUUAUUGUGCCACUCACAAGCAGUUUACAUGUACAUUUCAAUGCAGUUUUCUAAGGUUGUAUUUUUCCUGUUUUGCAAUGGAUCCCUUCGUUGUAUUCAAUCUACGUUCCUAACACUUGUCUCUGAAGAACUUUGUCUUUAAAAACAAGUUUGUUAUUUUUACACUGUCUUUUUAGGGCUGAGUUGAUGUGAACAUUUUUAAUAAAUGAUCUCAUCCCAUGUGUAAGUCA